AUGCUCUCUUAUGAAACACUGACCAUCAUGUUAGGAUCUUUCUUCACGGGGAUUCUUGUUGCAAAAUCGUAUGAUUUGCUCCGAGGACCGACUGCUGUGGUCAUCAAGAAAGAAGAGAAGAAUCAACAACAAGAGGAAAAUGAUGAUGAAGAAUGGGAAGAUGUGGAGGAAGAUGUUUCCGAUGAGGAUGAUGAGGAAGAAGACUCCGAUCCAAAGAAAAUGACCUUGUUGGUGAGAGGUGAUCUUAAUAUGGGUAAAGGAAAAAUGUGUGCGCAAUGUGGACAUGCAAGUCUUGGAGCUCAUCGAGCGAUUCAUCAAAGAGUUAAAAAAAAUCCAAAGAACGAGCAAUACAAGGAACAUUUAAGAUGGCUAAAUAAGUGGCAUCAUUUUGGAGCUGCUAAGGUUGCACUCAGAGUUGACGCCAACCAAAUGAAACAUUAUGAAAGUGAAGCUAAAAAGAAAGGUCUUCCAACGUAUCGAGUUUUAGAUGCGGGUAAAACACAAGUUGAACCAGGAACAGCAACAGUGGUUGCAAUUGGUCCAUGCCCUGCAAGAUUAUUAGAAUUCACAAAAGAUUUGAAAUUGUUAUAA
Naegleria fowleri is the source of this 591-nucleotide messenger RNA. RefSeq lists its product as uncharacterized. The record is from RefSeq and is a predicted model, not a curated record. Lineage: Eukaryota; Heterolobosea; Eutetramitea; Acrasida; Naegleriidae. The transcript has 2 exons. Gene Ontology annotation, cellular component: cytosol; mitochondrion. The coding region runs from base 1 to 591 and encodes 196 amino acids. Gene Ontology annotation, molecular function: peptidyl-tRNA hydrolase activity.